This is a messenger RNA of Caenorhabditis elegans, 540 nucleotides long. RefSeq names its product C-type lectin domain-containing protein (gene clec-196). Bases 11 to 472 code for a protein of 153 amino acids. NCBI's taxonomy places the organism in Eukaryota, Metazoa, Nematoda, Chromadorea, Rhabditida, Rhabditidae. The transcript has 3 exons. The record is from RefSeq and is marked reviewed.
AUCAAUCAUCAUGUCUACGGUCUUGGGAAAAUUAUUGAUUCUCUCCGUUUGCCUUGUUGGAAUCUUUGGAAAUCGAAUUUUUGGAGUGAAGACAUGCCCGAAAGGUUGGCUUCAGUUUGAGGACAAUUGCUACAUUCGCCAGCCCGAUUUUUCCAGCUUCCGUGAAUCAGUGAAAAAUUGUGAGAAAAGGGGCGCAAAACUAUUCCAUUUCGAUGAUUCCUUCGAAUUCGAGGCCGUCAGGAAUUUGUUCCCGGAUUAUUAUUUCACUUGGAUGCAAGCCGAAGUUGAGGAGGAAUUAGAAUGGCUGUACGAGCCCUACGAGGAAAAAAUGAACGGAAAAAACAGCGCUGCCAAGUGUAUCGCCUUCUACUCGUCACCAACCAAAAGCUACAACUACUUCUAUCCUUGCACAUCACACUUCCACUCAAUCUGUGAAAAAUCUCUGCAAUCUUUCCGCCAGUGGAUGGACUAAAUUUCAUUUCUUUUUUAUAAAUACUUCGGCUCUAUUACUGAAUGAAUAAAUGUAUAAUGAUGCUCUCC